Molecule: messenger RNA, 968 nt
Organism: Chionomys nivalis (European snow vole)
Lineage: Eukaryota; Metazoa; Chordata; Mammalia; Rodentia; Cricetidae
Gene: Ticam2
Product: TIR domain containing adaptor molecule 2
Exons: 1
Coding region: 49-741 (230 amino acids)
Biological process (GO): positive regulation of natural killer cell activation; lipopolysaccharide-mediated signaling pathway; response to exogenous dsRNA
Molecular function (GO): protein kinase binding
Source: RefSeq, a predicted model, not a curated record
AAUGCUGAGACUCAAGUAAAGCUCCCUCUUCUGCUCCACGUGCCCGCCAUGGGUGCUGGGAAGUCUAAACUAGAUCACUGCCCUCUUUCUUGGCACAAGAGACACAGUGAGGAUGCAGAUCCAGACUGCCAUGAAUCGGAGGAUUCUAAAGAUGUGUCCUUGCAUGGUUUUGUGGAGCACAGCAAUAGAACAGAGCCGCCGACAGGAGAGCAGGAGGGAGCUGAGGCAAAGGGAGAGAUGCCUGAGGAGGAAGGCGAAGAAGUCUUCCUCAAAUUUGUGAUUCUGCAUGCAGAGGACGACAUAGAUGAGGCCCUCAGAGUCCAGGAUCUGCUGCAAGAUGACUUUGGUAUCAGGCCGGGGAUAAUUUUUGCCGAGAUGCCGUGUGGCAGGCUGCAUUUGCAGAAUCUAGACGAUGCUGUAAAUGGGUCUGCGUGGACCAUCUUGUUACUGACUGAAAACUUCCUACGAGACACCUGGUGUAACUUCCAGUUCUACACCUCCCUGAUGAACUCUGUGAACAGGCAGCACAAGUACAACUCCGUCAUACCCAUGCGGCCCCUGAACAGCCCCCUCCCUCGGGAAAGGACUCCCUUGGCGCUACAGACCAUCAACGCCUUAGAGGAAGAAAGCCGAGGCUUUUCUACCCAAGUGGAAAGGAUUUUCCAGGAGUCCGUGUACGAGAGGCAGCGAACGAUAUGGAAGGAGACGCGGAAUGCAUUAAGGGGACAAUUCGUUGCCUGAGACGAAGCAGACACCCUGCUGACUCCUGUUUUGUAAACGAAAUGAUUCAUCUUCGCUUGAGAAAGCAGUGUCUAGGCAAUGCUUCUCUAUGAGUGGGGCUGCUUUCAAGAAAUCUGUGGAACACAGGAAAGCUACAUUUCUGCAGGCUUAGGGCUGUGGUACUUUCUGAUGAUAAACUCCAGGUUGUCAGUUUCUAGCACUUUUUUUAUAGUAUCCACAGUUUAUGA